CUCCUUUGACUCUGGCCCUCCGCUCUGCUCAGCCGGGAGUAGCAGCGUCAAGCAUUCGAGCAAAAAUCAGAGACAAAUGGUUUCAGUUGUAAAUUGACAUCAUUCCGAGCAACUCAAAGCAGGCCAAGAAAGGUUGCUCUCCGUUCAGGAUUUUUUGGUCGGAAACACGCAGAAAGAAGACAGAGUUCACUUGCUUGCUAUUCGGCGUUAAUAGUCGAUAAAUUGACAUCGAGUGGAUUUUCCCGGCGGACUGUGUGGACCGAGAAGUACGGAGAAGAUUAUUGCCUCCUGGUUGUCUCCUGCCUGGCAGUGCUUAGUAACAUUAUUGUGUUUGCCGUCAGCGAAAUCGUUAUUAGACCUACAUAACUAAACUGUAUACAAUGCCAUCCGACCGUCAUUAGUGUCGAGGCUCUCUCAAUCAAGAAAAUAAAAAAAACAAUAGGUGACCAAAGACGUUUUCCCGAGCAACAGCCGUGCCAUCCGUUUACCGAAAUGACACAGGCUGAGGAGGUGCGCGAAGUGAACCAGGUGUGCAUUACAAACAUACCCGAUCUCCAUACGCAGGCGGCCCAGGCGGAACACAAAACUCCUCCCCAGCCACCGCUUCCACCUCCUGCAUCAACCACCACCACAACCAACACAAACAGUACCGAUAGUGACGUGUGGCACAGUACAAAUCUCAGCGUUUUCACCAACAAAUGGCAUCCCCACGUGUAUGCUAAUCCGCCAAAAAACCCCACCCCACACUCAAUCAUGGACAUUCUCGGCUGGAAGGGUUCUAUCCGAAGUGAAUCCUCUCCUGCAAUGGAACAGAACAAUCAUAUGAUGCCAUACCUCAUGCAUAGUUUGGGAGUUUCGAGGGAAGACACCGAUGAUCAACCGCUCGAUCUGUGCAUUCCCAAAUCAUCGCAACAACUUGAAGAAGAGAGUACGCAGGAAUCGAUACGUUCCAUCAGUCGAGAGCGGGCACACUCAACGGACGUCGAAUCCGAGACCUACGGCUCGAACGAAUCGCAACACUCGAUGAGAGAUUCUUCCACCUCUUCCGGUGCACAAAAACUGGCUUCCCUCGGAGUGGCUGGUUCCAAGAAAAACAGUCGGCCGGAAGCGUUUGAUCCCGAAGAUGGUGACGACUGCCAGCUGGACGGGGGCCGGAGAAAAAAGAAAGCCCGCACGACGUUCACCGGUCGGCAAAUCUUCGAGCUGGAGAAACAAUUCGAGGUCAAGAAAUACCUUUCGUCCAGCGAGCGAACGGAGAUGGCAAAGUUGUUGAAUGUUACGGAGACACAGGUAAAAAUCUGGUUCCAAAACCGUCGCACCAAGUGGAAAAAGCAAGACGGUGAGUCGGGGGCAACAGGAUCUACCCCCACCACUCACGCCAAGGAACCUCGAACGGCAAAAACUCCCGCCUCAUCCCCAUCAUCCCUUUCCUCCCCAACAGCACCCACGAUUCCACCAUCCUCGUCCUAUCCCUCCCAUAUUAACGCCACACCGCCAGAGGAGAAACUACUCCACCACCCCGUGAAACCAUCCUCCAAGCACUUCUCCAAACACAAUACCAAAGUGCGUCAGCAUCGGACGAAGCUAGACGAUCCCAGCGCUGAUCAUCAUCACGCGAAGCCACCACCGCCACCGAAGGAUAGCAAAAAAUAUGCUAAUCCGCUCGAUCGUGCCACAGGCGGCCUCCUUCCGACGCCCUACGCUGUUGUGUUCGAUCAAACAUCGUCACUUCCAACAGGAACAGCAGCAACAGCAGCAGCAGCAGCCGGAAACGACGUUGAGGCGCGCAUUUCCGCUUCUAAAAUCUCGCUGGAAGCGAUCUGCAAUGCCACUAGCUUCCGUCUGAAAUCAUCCCCGCCAGUUAGCGAUCCCUCACCGCAACCUCCGCCUCUACCACCACCCCUGUCCAUCGGUGACAGGAACUUUUGCAGUAGCGCCCUCGAAGACAUCGCUGAUAUGAAAUAGUUGGCAGUAACAGCAGUAUACGGAGAACUAAUACUCUUUAUUCAUAUCCUAACAUUAAAAUCUAACGGUGUGCGCGUUUGUGUGUGGAUCUUCCCAAAACCUAGCUGUAAAAUUAGUACUGAAAGUAAUUUUUUGAACAACACAAUUUGCCAAUUCUGUUAUCUUUAAGGCCAUUUCGGAUAGUUGAUAAACAUAAAAGUAAGCUGCGAAGUGAGAUUGAAACAAUAAAUACAAGCAGUAGUUGGAAAUCUUAA
Messenger RNA from Toxorhynchites rutilus septentrionalis, 2219 nucleotides. RefSeq names its product homeobox protein DLL-4 (gene NK7.1). Gene Ontology annotation, molecular function: RNA polymerase II cis-regulatory region sequence-specific DNA binding; DNA-binding transcription factor activity, RNA polymerase II-specific. Gene Ontology annotation, cellular component: nucleus. Bases 493 to 1965 code for a protein of 490 amino acids. NCBI's taxonomy places the organism in Eukaryota, Metazoa, Arthropoda, Insecta, Diptera, Culicidae. Gene Ontology annotation, biological process: cell differentiation; regulation of transcription by RNA polymerase II. The transcript is spliced from 4 exons. The record is from RefSeq and is a predicted model, not a curated record.